Messenger RNA from Trichomonas vaginalis G3, 472 nucleotides. Its product is annotated as phage tail repeat-like family. The annotation marks the transcript as partial. Gene Ontology annotation, molecular function: site-specific DNA-methyltransferase (adenine-specific) activity. Lineage: Eukaryota; Parabasalia; Trichomonadida; Trichomonadidae. The transcript has a single exon. The record is from RefSeq and is a predicted model, not a curated record.
AUGAUUUUUACCAAACCUCCUUUACCUUUCAUAGGUAAUAAGUCGAAGAUCAGGAAAGCUCUUAUCGACAUACUCAAAGACAUCAAAGGGGAUUAUGUCUUCGUUGACCUCUUUGGUGGUUCUCUCUAUAUCUCUCAUCUGUUGCAUAUUAUGUUCCCAAAAGCAACGAUCAUAGCUAACGACUAUGAUAACUACGUUGAUAGACUGAAACACAUUCAUGACACGAAUGAAAUACUUAAGGAACUUAAGGAGAGAAUAAAUGUUAAGCCAGAUGAGAAAAUUCCUACUGAUCAGAAAGAGAUCGUCAGAGAAGUUAUAAGUAAAGCUCCAUACAUAGACUGGGAUACAUUAUGUUCACGUCUUCUCUAUUCUGGAGCAUACAAAUACUAUGAUCUUGACACAUUAAUGAAGAAAGUGUUAUACCUCAGAUAUACUAACUUAUUUGAUGAAAACAUAGAUGACUAUCUUGAAG